AUUUACCUAUAAAAUGUAAGGAAAACUAAUAGUGCAAACACUAUAUUCUUCCCUGUGAUAAUGUCUUUACAGCCUUUAUUGAUAAUUUGUGUCCAAGCCUGUUUCAUCCAGGCAACUUUUAGCCAAUGCACAGGCCUAGCGCCGGCUCUAGGACGUGCUUAUCCUGGAGGAUAUUUCGGAGGUCUUGGCUUUGGUAACAUUUUAGGCUAUGGUAACUGCGGCUUCGGCGUCGGCUUACCUAUUAGCUACCCGAACAUAGGUCCAUCGUGGGCUGGUUUGGCACCAUUCAUUCCAGGGCCAAUGGCAAGCACGUACGGCGGUGUUGGAAAUGGUGUGAUCAGAGUAACCGGAGAGUUGCCAGUAGCUGGCACGACUAUAGUAACCGGGCAGGUGCCUAUCAUCGGUUCAGUGCAGUUUACUGGCAGUAUGCCAGCCGCAGGCACGGUGAUCAUCGCCGGCAGCUGCGGUUGCGGCCGCGGCUGUGGUUGCAAGGGUUACGUUUAUUAGUUCUUUAAAUGCUGUUUUUAUAAAUAAAUUGUUGAUAGUA
Molecule: messenger RNA, 547 nt
Organism: Manduca sexta (tobacco hornworm)
Lineage: Eukaryota; Metazoa; Arthropoda; Insecta; Lepidoptera; Sphingidae
Product: chorion class A protein Ld2/Ld41
Exons: 2
Coding region: 61-507 (148 amino acids)
Biological process (GO): multicellular organism development; chorion-containing eggshell formation
Cellular component (GO): egg chorion
Molecular function (GO): structural constituent of egg chorion
Source: RefSeq, a predicted model, not a curated record